This is a messenger RNA of Phytophthora sojae, 948 nucleotides long. RefSeq lists its product as hypothetical. The coding region runs from base 1 to 948 and encodes 315 amino acids. The transcript has a single exon. NCBI's taxonomy places the organism in Eukaryota, Oomycota, Peronosporomycetes, Peronosporales, Peronosporaceae. The record is from RefSeq and is a predicted model, not a curated record.
AUGAAGCGGUUAUUAGAUGCUGUCAAGGUGACAGCACCUAGAGAUGGUCACCUCUCCUGGCUAACAGCAGAGCGGAAGCUCGUCGCAGUGUGGCUCGUCCUGGGGGUACUGCCUCUGGUUCUGCAGAUUCGAAGCUACGCGCAGUUCGUCAAGCCUCACAUGUUGCCCGAAGCCCUCGUAGUGCCGCCCGAUCAGGAGAAGAAAACCGCGAAUCUGACCCAAGUCUGUCCGGCGGAGGCGUUCGUCCUGGCUGGAGUCUGGUGGAACAUCGAACCAGCUCACUACUACACGACCGAGAACGGGAUCAUUUGCCAUACAGUCACGUCGCAGUACAACACGCAUCAAAACUACUUCAUCGGCAGCUCCAAGGUAGAACCGUACCGUACGACCCCAUCCAGUUGCGCCAACGACAGCUUCACUUUCCACGCGUACUUGUACCACGCCAGCUUCGGGUUCUACUCGUUCUACGGAGGAAACAUUGGCACGUAUUGCAGCAAGGACAAGAGCGCGUACCUUGUCGUGGAAGUUUUGGGGGCGUAUGACAUCAACGGACCUUUGUUGGCUAAUGACACGGGGAGCACGGAGUCCAGGAGGUCGUACUGGUAUAGCACGGCGGGCGCAUUGUGGCUGGUGUAUCGCUGUCUUGUUAUCCGUCGGAGCUACUUGUUGCUGGGGAGCUAUGGGCGCAGAUGCGAUGAAAUGGGAGAAACCUUGCACCUAGAGGCGGUGGUCGUGUUCGUUCAGGAAAGUUUGCGACUGUCGGCGCAUGGAGCGACAAACUACCAUCGAGUGGGGUUACUCUACCUGGUGGUGGAGGGGGUCAUGACCGACGUGUUCCUCAUUAUCGUGAAAGAGGGUUGGGCUACCAAAGUGCAGUACGCCUCGUUGGGCUAUAACCUUUCGGGGCUGAUGCUGCUGUUGUUCGAGAUGGUGGAGAGUAUGCAGUGA